This is a messenger RNA of Coregonus sp. 'balchen', 1406 nucleotides long. The record is from the annotation of a GenBank genome assembly. Lineage: Eukaryota; Metazoa; Chordata; Actinopteri; Salmoniformes; Salmonidae.
GGCUUGCCCCGACCAGAAGACCUGCUGACCUCUCAGGCUGGAAAUACCAUGAUGCAUCUCACCGGCCAGAACCACCUGCUGGCAUCUAAAAAUAUGUGCGAUUCCAAAACACCUGGCCUCCAACUGUCAGCCACACAGGGAGGGGAAGAGGAGGAGGUGGUGGUGAUGGUGGGUCGGCUUAUGCCAGGGUCCGCCAUGCUGCCCACGCCAGGCCAGGAGGGCCCUGCCACCCAGAGGGACUCCUUGCUCCUGGUCGGGUAUGUAUUAUGUACUGUUGGCUCAUUUGGCUGAGGCAGCUGUACAUAUAUGUUUUUUUAAAUUUGUCAACAAAAAUAAACGUGUUAAUUAAUUAAUUGAUUUCUUUCUUUCUUUCUUUCUUUCUUUCUUUCUUUCUUUCUUUCUUUCUUUCUUUCUUUCUUUCUUUCUUUCUUUCUUUCUUUCUUUCUUUCUUUCUUUCUUUCUUUCUUUCCUUCAGGUGCAGGUCUCCCCUGCGUGGCUUGUCCCCAGAGAGGGAGAACAUGCCCCUGCGGUGGCCUCUGAAGCUGGCCCCUCUGGAGCUGCCCAUGGAGGUACAGGAGGCCCAGAGACAGAAGAUGAAGGGAAUUGGGCUGGAGGCCAAGGCUGCUGCCCAUAAACUGGACACUACGGUGGGCGACCAACCCUGCCCCAGGAAGGUGAAGGCCUGUGGUGUGAGAGGAGAGGGACCAGGACUGGUUAAGGGUACGGCAGAGUGUGUCUCCACCUCAGCCCCACAUCCCCUGCCUCUGACUGAAACAGCACCCAGAGUCCAGCGACAGCAGAAGGUUCUGAGAGCGCAGCUUGCCCGUGCCAAUCCAAUCCAGAGACAGACAGGAGACAGGCUCUCAGAAGAUUCUGGUACUACCGUUAAAGGCCCUCCUCCUGCCCCUAGCAGCAAACCAGCCACUCCCUCUGCCUCUCUCCCCUCCAGCGCCAAAGCUCAGGCUCAGCAGGCGAUAGCACCACAUGGCGAGGAGAGCGCAUGCCAAGCGACCGGCACAUUCCAGCAGGAGACAGGCAGAAGGAGGCUGCGUCUGAAGAGGGCAGAGCGCCUCGAAGAGGAUCAGAGCAAAUCUAACAUGUCAACAGGAGGAUUACCUGGGGAAGAGGCCAAGCUGGCCCAAGGUGUCCAGCAGGGAAAAGCUCAGAGGGCAGAGACAGAGAAGGAUCUGACAAAAUCCUGAAGGAGGCCAGUCGCAUACUGGAGAAGGCUUCCAGGAAGAACGCCAGGCCGGAAUUACCGGAGAACCCGCUGGAAGUGUCCAGAAAGACCAUCAGGAGAAUGGCAGUGAGCAACCUCCAGAACACUGUCCUUUGACCUCUGACCCCUGAUCUUUGACCUCUUAACCCCUGACUCCUUUUGAGCAGCCCAGGAAGGAGUGAAAACA